AUGACUGUUCGUUUACCCGUGGAUAAAUUAUCACGAUUGAAUAAUCUGGUCUAUGCCCUCUCAGGAAAAGUAUCUGGCUCUAAACGUCAACUGCAAUCUUUAGCGAGAUCUUUCAACUUUGCGUGUCAGGUUGUCCAUGGGGGUUGUACUUUCCUCCGUCGCGAGACUGAUUGUUUCAAUAAGUUAAAACGCCUCUCUCAUCGGUGUCGUUUGACAUCUGACACCCGUUCUGAAAUCUCGUGGUGGAAAGAUUUUCUUGUCACGUUCAACGGCCGUCGAGUGAUGCUCCAUUUUCGCCAGUCCUAUUGCAUUCGAACGGAUGCAUCCUUCUAUGGUUUUGUAGCUGUCUCUCCUGACGACUGUUUUGUCGGCUCUUGGGCGGCUUUCCCCACAGACGCCGCCAACUCACGCUUAUUUCCAUCUCACUGGUGUUUUGCUGGUCACGUUAUCGACCCGUCACAUCUUUCAAAUAUCAGUUUCUUGGAGCUUUUCCCGAUUUUUACCUCUGACCGCCGUUUAGGUGCCGUUUGGACCAAAGAAACGUGUUUUCGUAGAAACUGA
This is a messenger RNA of Porites evermanni, 561 nucleotides long. NCBI's taxonomy places the organism in Eukaryota, Metazoa, Cnidaria, Anthozoa, Scleractinia, Poritidae. The record is from the annotation of a GenBank genome assembly.